Messenger RNA from Rotaria socialis, 912 nucleotides. The record is from the annotation of a GenBank genome assembly. NCBI's taxonomy places the organism in Eukaryota, Metazoa, Rotifera, Eurotatoria, Philodinida, Philodinidae.
AUGAAUUCCGCUCCGCCAGUAAAUGAAAUCGAUAUUGCUGACAAGCAAUCUCUUCAGUCUGUAAUCAAUUUUCUAGUAGGAUACUUUCCAGACUCAUUGGCUUUUUAUUAUUUUUUGAGUGCAAUUCAACAAAAUACAAUAAAACCAAAAGAUUUGUGGCCAAAUCAACUGUUGGUUAACGAUAAAAAUGAUAUAAAAUGCGUGCUGUUUAUAUAUUCUCUCAUGAGCUUUAAAAAUACCUAUGAACCCACAACUGAAGAUGAAAAAUCAAUGAGAAGCGACAUCAGUUUCUUCUGCGAUAAUAAAGAAGACCAACUUUUCGUUUCUAUAAUUCAACACUAUGUUCCAUGGUCGAAGGUCAAGAAAAUCGUCUUUACCGAUUUUCCACAUCGAUUUUCGUCAAUAAUUGAAAGUUUUAUUCGAGAGAAUAAUUUAGGUGAUGCUCAUACCGUAAAUUGUCAGCAGAUGGAAUUAAACAAAGAAACAUUUAUAGAAAAAUGUAAAACUAUGACAUAUACUUGUCCAUCAGAUAUUAUUAUUCGACCGUUAACAUUGUCUGAUGCAUCCACCAUCAAUGAGCUUUGGGAACACAAAUCAGAAAUUUCCUUGUAUAGAUUUAUGUAUGAAAUAGAACAUUUAUUAUCAUACGGUGCGUUUCGUGGCGAAACUCUGAUGAGUUGGUGCAUGAGAAAAUACAAUGGUUGUGUAGCAAACGUUUUUACAAAACCAGAAGCUCGAAGACUUGGUCUUGCGUCGAUACUAAAUGUCUUUAUGGCAUCGAAGAUUUUGGAACAAGAAGAACGAGUGUUUUCUUUUGUAAUCAAUAAUAACACAGCAUCGAUCAGCAUGUUAGAAAAACUGGGAUAUAAAAGAACAGGUGAUGCCGAUUGGUUAGUUUUUACAGCGAAAUAA